Symbiodinium necroappetens is the source of this 802-nucleotide messenger RNA. The record is from the annotation of a GenBank genome assembly. Lineage: Eukaryota; Dinophyceae; Suessiales; Symbiodiniaceae.
GAAGGUUUUUGGCCACAUCUGCGCUUCCAUUGCCGCCGUUUUCGUCGAUGCAGUCGGGUUCGAAGGCCUCGUUUCCACGGUGAUCCUGGUGAACUCAGUACUGAUCGGUUUGGAAACAGAGAGGUCUUCGAAGCGUGGUGCCGAGAUGGCCUUUCUCGUCAUCUACACUGCGGAGACCCUUGGCCGCUCCGUUGCGCAGCCGUGGGCUUGCUUACGAGAUGGGUGGUUCCUCUUUGACUUCUUCUUGGUGCUCGGGGCUUGCGCAGGGCAGCUGGCACUUGCAGGGACGCGAGAGUCGGCCGAAGAAAUCAUGGUCUUGCGGCUCCUGCGCUUAAUGCGGCUAGCUCGCAGUGUUCGCAUGAUCAAGCAGAUUCGAUCGAUUUUUCGGCUCGUUUACGGACUGAUCAAUGAAAGCAAGGCACAGGUGGAGAAGAUGAUUUCGCCACGAAUGAUCAGCCAACCCUACGACCGGCCCGAUCAUCACAAAGCACUCUUCCUCGUUGGGCAUGAGCCUCCGCUGCUCCUCUACUUGCCUGUCGGGGCCAUCGUGUCCAUCGCGCUCAUGAGCUUGAUCACGGCUGUGGCUCGUGGAAGGGGCACCCGAGAGUGCGCGACGAACACCUUCGACACGCUCGACGCAGAUGGGAAUGGCGAGAUCGACAUCGAGGAGAUGGCCCGCUUUGAUAGGCCAGGCACAGGAGGGGGCAGUGGCAUCAACCGCCGGAUCUUGGACCGUGCUGCGCUGGACAGCAUGGCGUUUGGAUGUGGACAGCUCUGGGCGGGUCUCUCGCGUGGAGUUUGA